CAAAGUGUUGAGAUUGAUUACAGGCGUGAACCACUGUGAGCUGAUGUUGCUCAGCCUUUUUAAAGCCUGGAAUGUCUUUUUAAAGGCAUUCUUGCACUAAAAGAUGUAAUUUGGUUGUCGACUCAGAGUUAUUCUUUGGUCCAGGCAGCUUUCUAUAGGAAGAGGCAUGCCAUCAGUUCCAGUGUACAUAGGAAAAACUAGGACAAAUAUAACCAGUAAUCUAACCAGUCCCAGCUAGGGUUACCAUCUUCUGUCUGACAGGCAUGGCUGGGUAAACUGUGUACUGUGUGUCAGUUGCACAGUCUCCUCUCACUUGCAGCUUGUUUUUGCUGCUUUAAUAGGGUGGAAGAGAGCUCCUGCCACUUCUGCCUCUAUAGUAGUAAAUCAGAUGAGCGAGUUUCUGGCAAAAAUAGAAAAAGCAGUAAGUUGCUGUUACAGUUCUAGAUUUUGGAUGAUGACGUCUGGACAUGGACAGAAGAGACAGUUUUCACCUUCCUGGGUCAGAUGCAGACAGAUGUCAGCCAUUGUUACACAGAUUAGAACUUUUAGGCCUAUGCUAUGGUGCCUUUCUUUCUUUUUCUUUUCUUUUUUUUUAACGUUAACUGUGUGUUUAGGAGUUCAUUCGUUUUACUUCUUUGCAGGCUGAACAUAACUUCUUUUUUUCAAAGUUCCCUGUGUUGUGAACUGAGCUUGGGUGAAGUGAAAUCUUUGAGGUAAGGCAACUCUAAUGAUAAAAAUGGAAAGAAAGCCUGUGAAAUUUGGGAGCCUUCAGAGAUAACAUUUUAGAGUCACUGCCUAAAUAUUGAAAUGCCACCAUUUGUUGUUUGGGGGGAUGUGGAGCUAAAUUGAGAACGGGAGCACACAUCUGCCUUGACUGCUAAGUAUAUCCAUCUCUACUGCUCACCCAUAAUAGAAUUUUUAUGUGUGCACUCACUAGUCUUGGUUUUAGCAACAGUUUAAAGGAGGAAAAUGACAAUGAAGAGACUUCAUAUCUUGGUUUUUCCCUUACAUGUUUGAGUGUUGUCCCUGAUAGGCCCUAGUUCUUUUUCAUUAUUAUCACUAUAGUGGCUUUUGUUCUUUGUUUCUUUAGAAAGGACAACAGAGAACUGAAAAUACAUUAUUUCCUAGUAUGCUAGUAAGAGGCAGAAUAUUACUAUUCCAUUUUUAUUUUCUGGCAAAUUAAGCUUCAGAGUUAGUAAAGAAAAUUUCUGUGUGCCAUCUAAUGAGUGUUGCUGAACAAAGGAUUUUUGAAGUCUUUCACCUAGAUGAGGAGCACACCUUACUCUAACCAUUAAAUAGCACAUCAUCGAGAAAGCAAGGUCAGUUGAGAAAUUGAUGCUUUUUUGAAAAUAUCAAGAAAAAAAAAAGUAAGGUUGAUCCACUGUAGGCAGUUGUAUGUGAGUGGUAAGUUUCUGGUGGCCAGUUUAUUCAACCAGCUUGUCUCUGGCCUGCUUCUGAUGGUCUUAUCAUUCCUCUUUAUGUGACUGUUCUGAGGUUAGUUUGGACCUAAGUACUGUGCUCAUUGCUGUCUGUGGCACAUGGAAACGUAAGUUUAAAAGCAAGGCUAACAACCCACUUCUUCGGUGAGCCUUUUCUCGCUUCAGUUAGUUUCAGGCUUUGGGGGACCUUAAAAACUGGUUUGCAGGGAGGAGUUUGGAGGAUGUGAAACAAGUUUGUGUUUCUUCUGCUCUGUUAGCCACUGCUAUCUUCAUGGAUCUGACAUUCUAUUUAUCUGACAGUGCACUUAGUACUGCUUCGCCAGGGAAAAUCGCACAAAACAAGCCUGGCGCAUCAGCACUUUCAUUGUGUGCUGGGCUGAGCCUCCCUUCACAUGGUCACAUCCCCAUUUUAAUCCAAUACUCCCUUUCCCUACCCCUUCCCCAGUCCUGCCUCUUUCUGUGGCACUUAUUGCUGGUUUCCCUGAGCUCCUGUUUCCACUUUGUGUUUUUUGUGGGGCCCAGGAAGCUAAAGCUGUGUGUAUUUGUGGAUCAGACAAGUGCAGCAAGUUAAUAUCAUUGGCUUCUGAAGGGGAGAGUGAGGUGAUGGCUGCGUUUAAGUUGGAUUUCCUUCCAGAAAUGAUGGUGGAUCAUUGCUCUUUGAAUUCCAGUCCCGUCUCAAAGAAAAUGAACGGCACCCUGGACCACCCAGACCAACCAGAUCUUGAUGCUAUCAAGAUGUUUGUGGGCCAGGUUCCAAGGACCUGGUCUGAGAAGGACUUGCGGGAACUCUUCGAACAGUAUGGUGCUGUAUAUGAAAUCAACGUCCUAAGGGAUAGGAGCCAAAACCCUCCUCAGAGCAAAGGGUGCUGUUUUGUUACAUUUUACACCCGUAAAGCUGCAUUAGAAGCUCAGAAUGCUCUUCACAACAUGAAAGUCCUUCCAGGGAUGCAUCACCCUAUACAGAUGAAACCUGCUGACAGUGAGAAGAACAAUGCAGUGGAAGACAGGAAGCUGUUUAUUGGUAUGAUUUCCAAGAAGUGCACUGAAAAUGACAUCCGAGUCAUGUUCUCUUCAUUUGGACAGAUUGAAGAAUGCCGGAUAUUGCGGGGACCUGAUGGCCUGAGCCGAGGUUGUGCAUUUGUGACUUUUACAACAAGAGCCAUGGCACAGACGGCUAUCAAGGCAAUGCACCAAGCACAGACCAUGGAGGGUUGCUCGUCACCCAUGGUGGUAAAAUUUGCUGAUACACAGAAGGACAAAGAACAGAAGAGAAUGGCCCAGCAGCUCCAGCAGCAGAUGCAGCAAAUCAGUGCAGCAUCUGUGUGGGGAAAUCUUGCUGGUCUAAAUACUCUUGGACCCCAGUAUUUAGCACUUUAUUUGCAGCUCCUUCAGCAGACUGCCUCCUCUGGGAACCUCAACACCCUGAGCAGCCUCCACCCAAUGGGAGGGUUGAAUGCAAUGCAGUUACAGAAUUUGGCUGCACUAGCUGCUGCAGCUAGUGCAGCUCAGAACACACCAAGUGGUACCAAUGCUCUCACUACAUCCAGCAGUCCCCUCAGCGUGCUCACUAGUUCAGGGUCCUCACCUAGCUCUAGCAGCAGUAAUUCUGUCAACCCCAUAGCCUCACUUGGAGCCUUGCAGACAUUAGCUGGAGCAACGGCUGGCCUCAAUGUUGGCUCUUUGGCAGGAAUGGCUGCUUUAAAUGGUGGCCUGGGCAGCAGUGGCCUUUCCAAUGGCACCGGGAGCACCAUGGAGGCCCUCACUCAGGCCUACUCGGGUAUCCAGCAAUAUGCUGCUGCUGCACUCCCCACUCUGUACAACCAGAAUCUUCUGACACAGCAGAGUAUUGGUGCUGCUGGAAGCCAGAAGGAAGGUCCAGAGGGAGCCAACCUGUUCAUCUACCACCUGCCCCAGGAGUUUGGCGAUCAGGACCUGUUACAGAUGUUUAUGCCCUUUGGGAAUGUCGUGUCUGCCAAGGUUUUCAUAGACAAGCAGACAAACCUGAGCAAGUGUUUUGGUUUUGUAAGUUACGACAAUCCUGUCUCGGCCCAAGCUGCCAUCCAGUCCAUGAACGGCUUUCAGAUUGGCAUGAAGCGGCUUAAAGUGCAGCUCAAACGUUCGAAGAAUGACAGCAAGCCCUACUGAGCGUGCUCCCCUCUGAGACUGGAGUGAGAGGGUCUUCUGGUAAGUGGGGGAGGAGCACCCUUAAUGAUUCGAAGCCCUGAGGCUGUGUGUUGACAGCCCUGGACCCUGAUCCCUGCCACUCUCGCAGGCACAGCUUGCCCUGAAGACUCGGCUACUGCCUUCUGUGGGAGUUUCGCUUCGUACAGAGGACAAGUUUGUGCUUUGGUUUCCAGUGUUUUACUUUGGAGUUUAGGUGCCAUAUCCUGAGUUGUUUUUUUUUUUUUUUCCUUUAUUUAAAGUUUGCUGUGUUUGUAACCAGUGUGUGUUGAGAAGGACCAACACCAAACCACCCUGGGGAAGGGGGACAGGGAAACAUUUAACACAGACAAUGAUCGGGAUUUGCCCCAAACCACCCCAAAAGAGAGGACUGAGUAGAACAAAAAAGUGACCCCCAGAACCUCCCUUAGUGUGAGGGUGGGUAGAAUGAGAACUGACACUUGGGAGCUGUGGGGAGCAGAGCGACUUUGGGGGAGAGUGGAGUGACACCUAAUGCCCUGGCAGCUGGAGACUCAAACUUCUGCACAGCUGCCUUCUGGGAAAUAGUUUUUGACACAUAUUUUUCAGAUUCUUGUCCGGAAUUUCUGCCGCUCUUUUCAAGAAAGAGUGUUAACAAUUCUCUGGAAAUAGAGCACCUGUUAGCCUGACAUAUGCAAAAAGCAGGGCGGCAUCACCCAUUACCAGCUCCCCCAGCCAGCGGUCAGUAUUGGAUUGGCCCUGCCUGGCUGGUGGCAGUUUGGGAGAAGCAGCCAAAGAGGUUAGUUUAUUUCAACACCAAAUUAGACCAUGGCCCAUUUCCAACAGGUCUCUUUAAAGAAGGCCUCUAUGGAAUACAUUGCCUGGUUUCCUUCCUUGCAGUUCACCACAGCAAGAAACGUCACCUCCAUCCCAAGUCACAAUUUUCUCAUGAAGGCAAAUCCAAGAAGGGCUUGCAGUUCUUGCUGAAGGGGUACCACUUGUGGGCAGAGUGAUCAAUGCCAUCUAGUCGAGGGAGGAGGAGCUUGUUUCUUGGUGUACUUGAAUCAGAAGGUCCCUGCAAGCCAGUAUGCUUCAUUUGCCAGUGGCCAGAAAUCCUCCCUUGCCUCCUUGAUUGAGGUGUCCCAGAUGUAGUAUUCCCACAGGGGUCUGGCAGACCCCUCCUGUAACCACUCCAGUCACAUUUUCUGCUUUUGAGGCAGAGGUGACAUUAGGACGUUUACAGCCUCCACAUGAAUUGAGUGUUCAUUUACCUCAGUAUUACCGUGUUCAUUUUUGUCCUCGUGCUACAGUUAGCUCCCUGCUGCCUCCUGCAGGUCUUACUUCAGCUCUUGCCUGUGACCCACACAGCUUCUGGGCUCUGCCUCUGCUCUAAGAAGUGCUGUGGGGGUAGAGAACCAGGAAGGACAUGCUGUUGGGAAUGUACACCUGGGUAGAGGUGGCCCUGUUAAGAUAUGACUAUAGCCACGGCCAGGGACGGGAUCCCUGGGUCUCUGGAAUCUGAAACCUCACAAAUGCCAGUCUUGACCCAUAGCAGCAGAGAUAAGAAUAAAGGGGUUGGUUUGCUAUUAAGUCAGAUGGGGGCUCUCUCCUUGUCACGCUGUCCCUGUGGGUAACAGACAGGGAUUGACCAUCUUACUGUUGUACAGGUAGCUGGUGGUGUUGGAUUAUCCCAUUGAAGCUGGGACAGCUGUUCCUUUCUCAUAGUGAUAACUUGGGUCUGUUGUCCUCUAAGGAACGUGAAACAUACACUUCUUAAGCUGAACCACGUAAACUUGAAAUUCUGCGCACUGGGAGAAAUGUGUCCUGUGUUUCAAAGGAUAAAACUGUUCUAAAGGCUUCCAGGGUCAUGAUGGGAUUUUUUUAAUAAAUGCAAAAAAUAAAAAUAAAAAAGAAAAAAGAAAACAAAAAAAAGAAAAAAAUGCUAGGUUGGGGAGGCGCUGUUCUGAAUCCCAACCGGCUGGAACCAAGAAUGUCGUUUCUAUUUUUAUAGAAGUUUUAUACAGCUCCGGGGUGGAGAAUAUUUAUUACCUAAAUUAUAUCUCUGGAAAAGGCCAGGAUUUUGUAGAAUCCAGAAUGUGAUUGUUAUACACACAGGGUGCUGUGUAUGAUUGAAACUACUGACUUUCUGUGGCCCGUUUGCAGCCCAGCUAACCUGCCCAAGGGGAAGGUGUUAAUGCUGUGAAUUGGCAGAGGAGAGAGCUGUGCUCCACAGGGUGCUGCCGGUGCUGUGCUCCCUAGCCUUCUGUUCUGUCUUCCUCCUUAGCCAAAACGUCACUCCCUUCCCACAUCCCCCUCUUCUCUCUGCCUUCCCCCAUCUCACCAUUAUUUGUCCAUGGAUUUGUCUUGGGCUCUGGGACCUUAUGAAACCCCUUUCCUAAUGACAUAAGAGGCCAAGGUGCAAUCCACCCACCUUUGAUACCAGACCCUGAGGGCUUCAUACCUGCUGAUGGGUUCUCUUAAAAGGAAUGCUUGCCCCAGCAGGGUCCUGGGCUGCUUGAGCAGCCAGCUGGUGAGACCAUGCAUUUCUCUGUUCUCUCCUCCCCCUGCCGAGUGAGUUAGCACAGCAGUAGCACUGCCCUUGAGCACAGUUCUUUCCCCAGGCCAAAGAUGGUUUUGUGAAGAAGCUGCUCCCCUACAAGUCUCAUGUGUGAAAGGGCUCAGCUCAGAGUGGAGACUCGCUGUCAAGUCUUAAGCAAUCCUUUUCUGUUGUGUGAAGGUUUCACUUACAAAGUGUUUUUUGUUGUAGUUUUGUUUCUUACUCGGGUUACAUCAUGAAAUUGAUUUGCCUUGAAUGCAGCCAGACCACUGUCUCCCGGGUUCCACUUGAGUGGCCAGGGCCUGGGUGGAAGCUAAGAGCUUGGAUUUCUGGGAACAAAGGGCCAUCCCCAUAAGAUAAGAGCAGAAAUUCUGGUCCUCUUCCCUGAAAAAUUUUCCCCACCCCAGCCAGCAUCUUCUGCUUCCCCUUGGGUUGUGACCAGAGAGUGGGGAGAGAGGCUGAGGCUCUGCUCCCCUGGAGACCUUCUCUUAGGAGUUGGGCGCUUCAUGGAAAAUCCAAGCCUUAGGUUCCCUUCUGUCUCUGGCAAUUAGAUGUGUUCUUGGUGUCCUCCAUGUCCUUUUUGACUUUUCCCUGUGUCCAUUGUUAGCAUGUGCAAAAGUUCCCUGUCAUUACCCAAUCCCUGCCCGCCCACCUCAUUUCAGGGCUGUACACACAGUGAGUGUCCUGUUCUCUCUCUCUUUGUUUGGAUGUAUUGCUCUGUGUAACUCAGUGGGUCUCCCUCUUUCUGGUUUGUUUUUUUUUCUAGAUUCCUGCCGUUUGUUCAUCGUUGUGCCUAAAGCAUGUCGAUGUGGCGUCAAGUACAUCGUCCAAAUCCCUGUCUCUUCAGCUUCUCUGAUGCUUGAACUCUCACCUUUGACCUUGUGUUGACCUUUGAUGCUGACGUGUAUUUUUAUUAUGUUUGUUUCUUUCUUCGUUUUUUUUUUCCUUUUCCUUUUUUCCUUCCCUUUUUUUUUUUCCCUUUUGUGCUGCCAAAUUGGUUUUGCUAGAACGACUGCUGAAGGGGAAAUAUUUAAACUUGCAUUUGAAUAUAAAAAAAAUCUAUUUUUCUAGAACUUCAUAAGAUAACCACUUGAUUUUGUGAUUCCAAUUCUUUGUAAUUGUCUUCAGAGCAGCCCUACUAGCACAUACCGCGUGGUGUUUGUAUUUCUGUGAACACACAGCCAGUCCGUUUCUAGGCUUUGUUUCUCUGUGUGCUUAGUUUUAAAGACAACUUUGAAGUAAACAAUGAAAUAAAAGAUGUCACUAAAACCUUUGAGGCUCCUGAGCACAUUUUGCUGAUACAGUCUGUGGGGCUUGAGGAGACCGCAUGUAUUGUUCUUUCUUUUGUUUUUCUUCUGAGUUCUCAACUGCAGAGAGCACCUGAACCCCCUUUCCUUUUUGACCGCAGGCUGCAGUUUGGGCCCCAGCCAGCCCUUUUUCUUUUUCUUUUUCUUUUGUGGUUCUUCCCUGGAGCGACUCUGUGGGGAGUCCUGGAUCCCGCCUGCCCCUUCCCCUCAGCCCCAUGCUUGUUCCUAAAGUCUCCACAGCAAAAUGUGAUGCUUUGAUUUUUUGUUGUUGUUUUUGUUUUUGUAUUGUUUUUGUGUUUUUGUUUUGAAUUUUUUCCUUUCCUACUAAGAUUAUGCCCAGAAAAAAGUUUUGCAUGUUUCCUGCUGUUUCUUCACACCUUCGUAUAUAUCACCUUCACCUCUCUGUUUUCUAUAGUUUGUGCAAAAACUGAUUUAAAAGGGUUUCAAAGAAGCUGUUUUAAAUUGUUGUAGGGUUGAUUAUUUUUUUCAAGAUUGUAUUGUUUUAUUUUGAAGUGGCAACUUUCUCCUCUAUUGCCCUUAGAGCGUUUGCCUGUGCACUUAGACUGUCACUUCGUGUGGCCUCCAGGUCUCAGCAGGGCGUCCAGGAGGCUGGCUGCUCUGCUCAGAGAGGGUGGGAAGGGGGCCUGGAGAGACACAAGAAGCAGAGGUAGAGCCUAGAAGGUGGCAGCAGGUGGGCAAGAGGCUUACUUAGCGCAUUAGGGGCAGUGAGCACCUGGAGGAAGGAGGGCGCUCCCAACCACCCCAUAGUAGGAGGCCAUCUGCGCACCAAGCGGCAAUUCACCUGCUGGCGCUUUUCCUAGGUGACAAGCACAAUACUACAGUCUUCACACUGUUUACAGCCCUGGGCACCAGCCACCCCGCACUGGCUCUUCACCACAGCUCUGCUCUUGCUUAGCUGGUGGGGUGGGGGGAAAGGGCAGGGAUUUGUUUUUUAAAUUGGGUGAAGAGCCAAACAGCUACUGUCCCUGGGUGCCGAGCAAGCCAGUUUUUUUGGUUCCCUGAGGGAAACUGACCCUCUUCUCUUGUGGCACCAUCCAGCCUCAGGGUCUUGGAGACUUGAGUAAGAAUGUGAGUGGAGGGGGAGAGGCGAGGAGAGGAGAGGUCACAGGGUGGAUCUGUGGAGGGAAGAGGUUGCAGGGGGAGGAGCUGAUGAUAGAUCCCACCUAGACCUAAGCUGCUGGUGGGUGGGCGAGCUGGGAAGUAGGACUGUCCAGGGAAGGGUGGAGAGAUGUAGCUAGCGGCUGGGGAUGGGGAGGUGGAAGCGCUGCUGAGCAUCCUCCACACCAACGUUGAUGAAGGAAGGGAUCCCAGCAGGGUUUCUGCUCUGGGGCUGGCGGGUUGCCCGGUAUUAUGCCCAAGGCCACUCUGCCUGGGGGAAAGGGCAGCCAGGCAGAGGCCCAGUGUCUGGUAGGCUGCUGAAUUUCCUGGAAGGGGUGAUUGGAUGGAAAGAGGCCAGAAACCCCAGCCUGAGAGACUGCUGUGCGCCCCACAGUCUGACUGCACAGAGCCGCCUCUGUUGGCAGGAGGCACUGAGGCUCCCCUUCCUGUGUAUUGAGAAGCCGUGUUUGCCAAUAUAUUUUGCUUUCAAUUCCAAGAGGAGCUCUGGGAAAACCUGUGGAUAAAACCAAAUGCCAAAUGUUGGACGUUGUUUCCUUUUCCUUUUCUCUCUCUGAUUGUUUUAAUUGUUCUGUGGUGGUUUUAAUGGAUUUGAGACCCUGGAGCGGCAGCUGCCUUUCUGAUUUCCAGCUGCUUUUUGUGAAUAAUUUAAAAAGAAAAAAAAAAAAGAAACUUUACAUUUUGGAGACAAACCUGUGUGAGUUUUUUAUUGGUACAAACGUUGUAUUUAACACUAGGGGUUUUGUACAGUUUUUUGCCUUUUCUACUAGAAAACAAUGUAAAGUGAUUUCACAAUGUGAAGAGAAAAAAAAAUUGCCACUAUGACCAAACGCACAGUCUGUUCUGCAGCAACAACGGGAUUCAAUCAACUCAGUCGUGAUUCAGCCGUAGAAAUGCUUUUCCUUUAUCUUGUUUGAGCUUUUCUUUUCUUUCCUGUUUUGAUUUGCAAAAGAAAAUGUCUUUUUUGUGUGAACUUGUGUUGUACUCUGUAGAAAAUUAUGGAUUUUACUUUAAUGGUUUAAAAAAAGGCAAGAAGAGCUCUCGUUGCUUUUCUUACCUAAUCACAGAGUUUGUGUAGUGAAUUUAAAAAGAAAAAAAAAAAUUGUUACAAGUUUGGGUCAAGGGAGUAUGUGUUUCAAAGGAAUCUCCUUCCUUUUUUUUGUGUGUUUUUCCUUUUGUCCCAAUGGGGAACCUAAAUCUGUUUUAAUUGCACAGACACACGGACAAAAAGUCAUUUUGUAUCUGCCAAGUGUGGUACCUUCCUUUGUUUAUUUGCUAUUAAACUGUUUGAGAAGAA
Molecule: messenger RNA, 9876 nt
Organism: Cercocebus atys (sooty mangabey)
Lineage: Eukaryota; Metazoa; Chordata; Mammalia; Primates; Cercopithecidae
Gene: CELF1
Product: CUGBP, Elav-like family member 1
Exons: 13
Coding region: 2043-3584 (513 amino acids)
Biological process (GO): mRNA splice site recognition; regulation of alternative mRNA splicing, via spliceosome
Cellular component (GO): cytoplasm; nucleus; ribonucleoprotein complex
Molecular function (GO): mRNA 3'-UTR binding
Source: RefSeq, a predicted model, not a curated record